Molecule: messenger RNA, 4567 nt
Organism: Gadus morhua (Atlantic cod)
Lineage: Eukaryota; Metazoa; Chordata; Actinopteri; Gadiformes; Gadidae
Gene: thrap3b
Product: thyroid hormone receptor associated protein 3b
Exons: 11
Coding region: 463-3291 (942 amino acids)
Biological process (GO): positive regulation of transcription by RNA polymerase II
Cellular component (GO): mediator complex
Molecular function (GO): transcription coregulator activity; DNA binding
Source: RefSeq, a predicted model, not a curated record
UUCCACUCAGCGCACUCGAGGAGGCGGUUGCUAGUCGUAGUAUCGAGCGACAGCACAUAGAAAAUGAAACGUUUUUACGGUCGCUAACACUCGCAUCGUCUAAAACUGCGGAGCUUCACCCUACGACCAACGGGGUUAAUCUCGUUCCCAGUGGUUAACAAAAUACAUAUCCACCGCUAGCUAGCUAGCAGCUAGUUAGUGCGCUAACCGUGGGGGCCGACGGUCGCAGGAUCAGCCUGCACAACCAGGAAGCUACAAGCGGCUAAGCUUCGGCGGUAGCCUCACUUUGAGCAAGGCACUGAUCAGAGUCAACACGGACAGAGGGAGAGAGUCUGCGGUGUUACACAAAAAGGUAAGUUCUGCUUCAUUCAACGAGUGUGGCCCGGGUCAAUACUAACAGUGGACGGCGUUCAACGGCAAUCCAAUAAUGGACCACUAACUCAGACAAAGACGGCCACAGAGAUGUCCAAGGCACCAGAUUCCCCACCGCGGUCUCGCACUAGAUCCCGGACCCGCUCCAGGUCCAGGUCUUACUCCCGGUCCCAUUCCCGAAGCCGCUCUCGCUCCAGGUCCAGGAAGCGUCGCUACAGUUCCCGGUCCCGGUCCCGCUCCAGGUCCCACUCUCCCCACAGGAACUACCCCAGCCGGGACUACCAGAACAACCGGGGCAACUACCGGGGGUACAACCGAGGCUACCGCCGGCCCUUCCAGUACCGGGGCAGGAACCGCGGCUACUACCCCCGCGGGCGCUACCAGAACCGCGGCGGCAACAACUACGGCUACCGGGCCAACAACUGGCAGGACGACGGCGGCGGAGGAGGAGGAGGCCGUGGAGGGGGAAGGGGCGGCGGCGGCGGCGGCGGAGGGGGAGGGGGCUGGCACGACCAGGACCACCACCACCACCACCACCCCCCCCAGCCCCACAGCCCCCGGCGGGGCCGCUCCCGCACGCCCCGGAAGCGCUCGGGAAGCCGCAGCCGUUCCCGCUACUCGGACCGCUCGUCGUCGGGGCACUCCCGGCACUCGCGGCGCUCCAGCUACUCGUCGCGCUCGCGCUCGCCCUCCCCCCGCCACCGCAAGGGCGGCACCAAGGGGAAGCCCGGCGCCAAGGAGCCCAAGGAGAAGGCCGGGGACGGCCCGCCUGAAGCCCGGGAGAAGAGCCAGGAGCGGCCCGACGGCAGCUCCAUAGAGAAGGUGGCCGGGGGGAAGUGGAUCGACUACGACACCAGCCCCAAGGCGGCCGGCGCCAAGGAGGACGCGGGCGGCUCCGGGAGCAAGGGACCCCUGUGGAGGACCGUCGGAGACGACCCGCCCCCCAAGGACACGUCCAAGAGCCCCCCCAGGGCGGGGCAGACGGCCACCUUCGGAGGGUUCGGCUUCUUCUCCAAGGAGGACCCCAAGGCCGGCGACAAGACGGGGAUCACCUCCGCGUUCAAAAAGUUCCUGGCGGAGACCAAGUCUGCGGACAAGGAUCUGGACCGGCAGGAGCGCGACCCGGAGAAGAGCAGCAGCAGCAGCAAGGCGGGCUCCGCCUACAGCCUGCCGGCCUCCGGCGCCUCCUUCAGGGAGGCCAAGGAGGAGAAGGUGCUGCCCUUCUUCGCGGCGGGCGAGGAGGAGUUCCUGAAGGCCCACGGCAUGAAGGACAGCGGCGAGGGACUCGCCGGUGGCAGCGGCGGCGGCGCCAAGCCCCAGAGCGCGCUCUCGACGCGGGAGAUGUUCGGCAAGUGGGAGGAGGAGACGGGCUACCCCACCUCCUACCCCCUGCCCGCCAAGGAGAAGAGCCGCAGGGAGGCAGCUGCCGCGGCGGCGGCGGCGGCCGCAGCGGGAGGCGAGGCGGAGCCGGAGGAGAGCGUGUACCGCAGCCGCAAGCACAAGAAGGAGGAGAAGGCCAAGAAGAAGGAGAAGAAGGAGAAGGAGAGGGAGAAGAACCGGCGGAGCCCGUCGCCCAUGCCGCUGCCGCCCCCGCUGCACCGGGGCUCCAAGAGCCAGGAGCGGGACCGGCCCCUGUUCCCCGCCGCCAUGGCGGCCCGCGACGGCUCCCCGGCCUCGCGCAUGUCCAUCACCCGCGCCGACUUUGAGCAGAAGAUGUCCGCCAUGGACGAGAUGCCCGGCACCUCUCUGCCCAUCGAGAGGCGUGCCUCCAGGGAGCUGGCCGCCGCCGCCGCCAUCGCACCCCCCAAGAAGGACUCUGAGUUCCGCUCGGUGUUCAACCAGAUGCAGCUGGCUCAGCUGCGCCAGAGCCCCUCGGAUCUGUUCGCUCAGCACAUUGUCACUAUCGUGCACUACAUCAAAGCUCAACACUUCCGCUCCUCGGAUAUGAGUCUGAGCGAGAGGUUUGCCGUCUACCAAAGAAAAGCGGCCGAGGUAGAAAUGAUGAAGCCAAGGAAAAGCCCCGAGAUCCACAGGAGAAUCGAUCUCUCUCCCAGUGCCUUUAAGAGACACUCUCACCUGUUUGAGGAUGUGGAGGAGACCAGCUACAAGGACCCUAGUAAAAAGGUCAAAGGUGACGUGAUGGACCUGCGUCUGGAUAUUGAGAGGCGCAAGAGGUUCGCUGGGAAGGAGUCCAAGCGGGACGGGGCCAAGAGCUCCGGGGGUUCCCGCGGACCCAGCAGGGAGCGCUCCUCUGAGAAAGCUGGAAAGCACCACAAGAAGUCAAAGAAGAGCAAGAAGAAGCGGGACCGCUCUCCCUCUUCCUCCUCCUCCUCCUCCUCCCCCUCCCCGUACCCCCCUCCCUUCAGGGGGAAGGACUACGGGGGGGAGCCGCCCGGGGCCCCGGGGGACCACAUGGAGGAGGGCUACGGCCACGGCCGCUACCCUCCGCGGGACUACGCCGGCCCCAUGGACCGGGGCCCCCGUGACUACGAGGGCCACAACAUGGACCGGGGAAGGGGACGUGGCUUUUUUCCCAGGGUCCGGGGGAGGGGUUGGAACCGGGGUGGUUACCCAGGCAACAACAACAACAACAACAGCAGCAACGGUAACCCGGCCAACAACAUGAACCCCCCCGUGAGACCCCCCGACGAGGAGUGGGACCCCGAGUACACCCCGAAGAGCCGGAAGUACUACCUGCAUGACGACCGCGACGGCGAGAAGGGCUGGGUGGACACCAGGGGCCGCGGGCGGGGGGGCCCCUUCCCCGCCCGCCGGGGCCGCUUCGUCUACCGCAAGGGCGGGGCCAGCCCCAAGUGGACCCACGACAUGUUCCAGGGCGGGGAAGAAGGGGAGCUGGCUGACGACACCAUGGAGCUGGAGCACAAGGAGAGCAAGGCCGAGCCCGCCGCUCCCAAGUAGUGCGUCUUCACCACCUCCAGGCUGUCUGGGGGUCUCCUCCUCUUCCUCCUCCUCUGCGUCAUCUCCUCCUCACUCUCAGAGCGCUGUUUAGGAUCACAGAUUCGUUUGGGGAUUUUGAUUUGUCGUUUUUUUUUUGUUGCACUUUGAGUCCUCUCAUCUUUCUCUUAAGAUGUAAAGUUGGUUAUAAAUGUAUCGGCAAUUUUGUAAUAGGAGGGAAGAUUGGAGCGGGAAAAGGAGAGAUUGGAGUUAAUUGACCUAAAAUGGUCUGCGAGCGCUGGGUCUUAUGUGAUAUCGAGGCCCGUUUUGGUCGGUCGCCUUGCGAGGCCGUUAAUGUGGGCGAGACAGACAGACGGACAGGUCUUCUGAGAAACGCAUGAGUAGCAAAUUGCAUUUGUGCCUUAGAUUAACAUGGAGUUGACCUUAAUAGGGAGUCCGUACUGCUAGCUGUUAACCCUCUGUACCGCUCCAACUGAACAGGGUCGGGCAAACAGCGAAAGAUCAAAGGGUUUUACUUUUACUUUAAUUUAGGUUAAUGAAUUCAACUGUAUACUGCAUGGAAUGUUGAAUCAUUACGUUAAUUAAUUGCGUUUAUUCCACGGGACCAAUUAUAAAUACACAUACAGAAUUCGAUAUCCACGAUAUCCAUAAAGAAAGUCACCAUUCGCGCCCGCUGUUGUUUUCUCGGGUCUUCAGUUCAAUCUCCCUCCACGCGCUGCCACUCUGUCAUUUCGCUCGUCACCCGUGGGUGUUUUUAUCUGUAUUUUGACGUGUUCUCAUUGAUUGUGGAUAUGCUACCCUGCUUUUAAAUUCGGAGACUAUUAGUGACCGUGCCAUUUGGUUUGCUGUAGAGGUGUCGGUUACUGCUUAAGGGUGGUACAGCUGGCCUUUGUGUUCACAUUUUAUGAUAGGAUCAAAAAUAUUUGUUUUUUUUUACGAAGCGAUGAUAAUUACUUAGAUAUACGUUUGCGCUUCAGUUUUGGCAACAUACCGACGCUGCUGUUCAGUUAAAUCGUGCCCUUUUUUUGUUAUUUAUGGCCUGGGAAGAGGGAAAGAAGCGAUGAUCGGCUGUGAGAAGAUAUAACGACGGGAGACUGCAGCAGAGUAGCAGAACAUGUUGUCCGAUGCGCCUGUCCGUGCAGCCUGUUAGACUGGACUGACGCAACACAUAUAUAUGGAAUCGGUUUUGUUUCAAAUUGGAAGCUGAAAUGUAUUUUUUUUUUUUUACCGUUUCCUAAUCUUUGAAUUAUUUGUCCUUUUCAAUAAAUCUUUUAUUUGA